Molecule: messenger RNA, 2788 nt
Organism: Cygnus olor (mute swan)
Lineage: Eukaryota; Metazoa; Chordata; Aves; Anseriformes; Anatidae
Product: monocarboxylate transporter 2-like
Exons: 4
Coding region: 44-1366 (440 amino acids)
Biological process (GO): monocarboxylic acid transport; transmembrane transport
Molecular function (GO): monocarboxylic acid transmembrane transporter activity
Source: RefSeq, a predicted model, not a curated record
UCCAUUAAAAAAAAAAAAUCCACGUAAUGUUUUUGGAAUAGAUAUGUGUGUUUUCUUUUCGAAUCUCUGUUGCCAGGGCUGUCAUUUCCCUAUGAGGCAGGAUCUUGAUCAGCCCUCGUGUCCAGCAGAAUACAGCAGAAUUCAGGCUGUGGCAUUGUCUCACACAUGCAUGGCCCCACAGAACAGAAGACUGGCCCCCGUUGCCAGCUCACUAUGUGUAAAAUACUCCCAUCGGGCAGUUCUGGUCACCGGAGGACUCCUCGCUUUUUCAGGAAUGGCACUGGGAUUUCUUGGGCUCAACAUGGUCUGGAUGUAUGCAACAACUGGCUUCCUACAGGGACUUGGGAUUUCCUUUUCAUGGACACCAGCCAUUAGUAUUGUUAGCCAUUAUUUUUCCAAGAAAAGAGCUUUGGCUAAUGCUAUUGCCAGUGCUGGAGAAUGUGCAUUUGCAUUUACAUUUGGGCCAUUCUUCCAGUGGUUGAUUGGCCAAUAUGGAUGGAAAGGUGCCCUCUUGAUCAUAGGUGGCAUCCAACUCAAUAUCUGUGUCUGCGGAGUGCUGAUGCGACCCUUGAAAAGCAACUGCUGCCUUGAGGCGAGCCAUUCUGAAAUACCACCUGGCAGUGGUGCAUCUAGGAUAGAAAAAGAAGAAAAGUCUUCUACCACCCACAAAACCUUCAACUGGAGGCUUGUGAGGAGACCGGAGUUUGUUCUUUAUGCCAUGUUUGGCAUAUUAGCUGCUAUGAGCUUUUUUGUUCCUCCAUUGUUUUUAGUUCCACUUAGCUACAGCCUGGGAAUAGAUGAAUCUUGGACUGCCUCCCUCCUAUCCAUUUUGGCUAUGGUGGACUUUGCAGGCAGACUGCUAUGUGGCUGGUAUGCCAAUCUCCAUGUUACCAAAACUAUUCAUUUACUGACAAUGACAAUUACAGUGAUCAGCACUUCCUUGAUGCUUAUGCCACUGGCUAACAAUUACCUGUCCUUGGCAAUAUUCACUGGCUUCUAUGGAUUCUUCUUUGGCACAACAGUCGCCGUUCACAUUACAGUGCUAGCGGAUGUUGUGGGCAUGUCAGAUUUUGACAGUGCUCUAGGGCUUUUCAUGCUCAUUCGAAGCACUGGAGGUUUUCUGGGGCCUCCUCUUGCUGGUCUGAUUGUGGACAUGGCUGGAGAUUACAAAGCAGGCUUCUACAUGGCAGGAGCCACUCUUGUCCUAGCAGCUGUAUUUUUAGUUAUUUUAGAUCAAUUUCAACAAAGAAGUGAAAGAGGAAGUCAGACUAAUACUAAACCAGAGAAGUCAACAUUACCAUACCCUUCUCUCCAUUUCCUGAAACUUCAGAACAGAAUUUAUCAAGAACAUGAUGUAGCGGUGUGACUACGUUGGACAUCUUACCACUUUUCAGGACUUAUGGAAGUGUCUGAUUUUCUCCAAAGUCAAUAUUAGUAGGAUUUUUAAAAUGGUGGAUGUUUUGGGUAGGAAUGUUUGAAACAGAGGAAGAAAGUCAGUCAUUUACAAGUAAACAAUACCUGUAACCAUUGCCACAUUAUUUUGAUGUUGAAGUUCCAUUUUAACUUUACAAGUCUUCAGCACAGUCCCAAAAGGCUGUGAUAAGCAAGCUAGAGAAUCUAUGAUCUAAACUAAAUGCUUGCAAGGCUUUAACUGGAAGACAUACAUAAAGUGCAGAAGUGUAAAGUGGAAAAAGAAUGAGAAAUGCUUAAAAAAAAAAAAAAAAAAAAGCUUCAAGAUAAAAUGUAAAAAAUAAAGGCUGCCCAGUUUAGAAACUAAAAGGUUUAGAGAGUAUGAAAACAGCCUUCAAAUUUGUAAUAGUCUGAGAUAAAGAAAACAAAAUUAAUUUGUUUUCUUAUUUAGGCAAUUGGUAAUUGGUAUAAUUUACAGCAAGACAGUGGAAAAAAAAAGCAAUGACAAAAAAACAUAAACCUCAUUAUAGACAGUUAAGCACAGAAAGAGAGUAUAGGGAGAAUAAAAUAGCAUAGAGAUAUCAGAGAAUAGAUGAGACAAGAGAGAGAAUCUAAAUAUAUCCAGUGCUGCCUCAGAAUAGUGGGAUGGACUAAAUGAUUUCCUGAGUUCCUCUUUAGUUCUACAUUGCAAUUAUCCUAAGGCUCUUUGAGCACGUAUCUGAUUUAUGAGAACAAAAAGUCUGUAUCCAAAUCACAUCUUUUUUGUAAUUUUAUUUUAUCUGGGGCAGAGGUAAUAGAAGAGAAGAGAGGAAGGACUGGAUCACAUUAAAAACAAAACAAAACAACAACAAAAAAAAACAGUAAAAGGAAAAAAACGUAGCACUUAGGGGCUUUCAAACUACACCAAAUGUUAUAGCUGCCUUACUUAUGAACUUCAGAGUGUUUUUUCAUUGAAACAUUUUAUCUGUGUAGCCAAGUUUAACAUCAAUCACUCAUCUACAAUAAUUAUUUCUCAUAACAUAGAAAUAAUAAUAAUUUCAAAAUUUUAAUUAUUUUACAGGAAAUUAGCUGAACUACUAGUAAACUAACUAUCUGUGAGGGCUGGAUUACAGAACACACAGUGGGAGAGACACAACUGGCCGCGCAAAGACUUGUAGCAAGGACUUGAAAUUUCUGGCAAAACAUGUUUCAGUCAUUUCAAUUGAUUAACAUAGAUUUCUGUAGAAAUCUAAGUCACUGCAGUGUUCUGAUACUCAAAAUAACCCUUCAUUUUUUAAAUUGAAAGAGGAAUUGUUGGAGGAGGAACGAAUGGAGAGACAUUUAAUACAGGCCAUUUCCUUUCUAUUAAACUUCUGUAUUUUCAAUUAAAAUUCUGUAU